Microbotryum saponariae is the source of this 871-nucleotide messenger RNA. Lineage: Eukaryota; Fungi; Basidiomycota; Microbotryomycetes; Microbotryales; Microbotryaceae. The record is from the annotation of a GenBank genome assembly.
AUGGCCGCCACAAGACCAGGUCCUCCACAGCUGACGAACUUGUACCACCUACGGACGGUGGGUACCGAGAAGACGUGCAGCAUGUGCGGCAAAGCCACGUUCGCCUGUCUGGGUCAGUGCCCGACGUUGGCCAACCGCCGACUUGCUCUACGCUGCAGCUGGACCCUUCGCUGAAUAUCACGAUUCCAACAGCUACACCGGACGUUGGCGACUUCAUUUACGUGUGCACCUCCCACUUGGCCGAUCCGGGCGUGAGCUCGACUCCUGGUCCGCUCCGCUUGGACACCGUACGAAGGCGUGAAGCUGACAUCUGAUCUAGUGCACCGUAGUUCGCCAAGCCUGCAACCAGCUCGAGCACACCUUCGACACCUUCAUCAACCUCGAGUCCUGCUCCGGCCAGUCCGGCCAACCUGCAGUCCGAGAUUGAAAAGGUCAAGGCCGAAUACGAGGCCAAGCUCGCGGCCAAGGACAAGGCGCUCGCCGACGCCGCGGUGGCCAAGUCGUCCUCUUCCUCGUCGUGGUUGCAUUCCGGUCUCAAGACGGGCUACUCGGCCGUGUCUUCGUUGGCCACGACGACGAUGGCGACGAUCACUACCCCGCUCGCUCCUCCGCCGGCGCCGGUGCCGAGCCCGCACGAGGUGAACAAGGCGAUCGCGCUCAAUUCCAAGGUUUUUACAUUGCACAGAAGUAUCUUUGCCAUGAGGUAGGUCUCGUCUCGGUAAUACACACUGUCGAACCUUCGGUCAUGGGUGCUAAACCUACAAUGUUGCCCCACAGGCAGGAUGCGGUCAAGAAGAAGUGGCAGGCGCAGGAUGCCCGCGAGAGGGCCAAAGGGCUGGGACUGCCGAGUGUACCGAUCAGUAGGCCUUGA